Acanthopagrus latus (yellowfin seabream) is the source of this 2137-nucleotide messenger RNA. RefSeq names its product outer dynein arm docking complex subunit 1 (gene odad1). The record is from RefSeq and is a predicted model, not a curated record. NCBI's taxonomy places the organism in Eukaryota, Metazoa, Chordata, Actinopteri, Spariformes, Sparidae. The transcript has 15 exons. The coding region runs from base 159 to 1859 and encodes 566 amino acids. Gene Ontology annotation, cellular component: axoneme. Gene Ontology annotation, biological process: outer dynein arm assembly; cilium movement.
UUUUGGCACCACACCGGAUACGUCACGGCUGCCUGAGAGGCUGGGAGCGGGAGACUUGUUGUCCUUAGCAACAGUUGCUAUCAACUCAGGCUGCUGUGUGUCCCGAGAGGUGACGCUGAGUUUUUACUUUUUAAAACUUUGAACUGCCGAGCGUCACCAUGCCUCGAGGCAGAUCAGCCAUAAGUGCACGCUCAGACAUCAGUGAGAUGGAUACUGAUGGCACAGCAGAAUCAGAGCUAGCCAAACUGCAAAGACAGUUCAGGAUCAUGGAAGGAGAUCGUCAGGCCUACAGCCUUCAGGCUCGUGAGCCGAUCCGCAAACAACAGCAGGAGAUAGAGAGUCUGCUGAAGGAGCAGGAGGAGCUGCAUCGAAACAGAUGUGCGUGCAAGAGCUUUUCACAGCAACAGCCGGACAGCGAGGACACGCAGCGUCUUCGCACACUGCUGGGGCAGCAAGACAUGCUGAAGGAGGAGCUGGGGAAAGAAAAGCAGUGUCAAAACGAUCUAGAGAAAGAGAUCGCAAGCAUGCAGUUGAAGCUGGCGGAGCUGAGAAAAGGGGAGGUCAGCACUGGUAAUAAACAGAGGUCUGAGGAUCGAAGGACUCGGAAGGCCAUACGCACUCUGGAAUACAAACUGGACAGAGCCUUAACUUGCUUCAGUGAGCAACUGACCAGGAACAGCCAGCUCAGAGAAGAGUUACAGUCUCUUCAUAUUGAGCGUGUCCGUUUCCAGCAAUUACAAAAAAGGCUGGAGAAGGAACUGGACGAUAUCCGCAAGAAGAUCGGGGAAAUCGUCAGCCUGUCCACUGCUGCUUAUGAUGUCAGGGAGGAAGCCAUGUCCAAGAUGACCAUGAUGAGGGAAAAGGCAGUGAAGGACCUUGCCCAGUUCAACGCUGAAAUGAAGGAACUGGAGAGGGUUAUUGCACAUGAGUGGAGUCUGAAAGAGUUCAUGACUACCAAGUGCAGCGAGAGGAGUGGGCAGGAGGGUGGCCAGGAGACAGGACACAGGCAGAUGUCAGAGCUGAAGGAGCAGAGGAGGGUGGACUCAGGGGAAGAGUCUCUGGACGCUCUGGAGGAGGUGUUUAAAAGGAUCCAGGCUGUGACAGGGGAGGACAACCUGGACAUGCAGGUCACCAGGUUCAUCCAGGAUGAAGACCAGAACUUUGCACUCUUCAAUUUUGUAAAUGAGCAAAACAACGAGGCCGAGGCGCUGAGGGAUCGAAUCAGCCAGAUACAAGCAGAGAGUGAGCAGUGUCAGGAAGCAGGUUUGAAACAGGAGCAGGAUCAUCGCUCUUUGCUGAAAGACAUUAAUGAGCAGCAAAAGGAAACCAAGUCCCAAGCUGAGGACUAUGAGCACCAAGCCAGCAUCAUAAGUGAAAUCCUGGACAAGAUAAAAACAGAACUGAACAGCAUCUUCUCCAAAAUAGAGUGCGACCGCUCAGUGAUUGAGGAUGCACUGGGCUCCUCUACAGGGAUCAGUGAGAACAACAUCAUGUCCUACCUCGGUCUGGUGGAACAGAAGACCAACGAGCUACUCACCAUUCAAGCUUUCCUCAAUUCAAAAGAUGUGGAAAAGGACUACAAUCCGAAAGACCUGGCCACAUUCCUUUUGGGUCAGAAUCCAGAGCUGCUUCAGCAGAAUUUUGGCAGCCAACUUGCAAUCAACAGUGUGGAUUAUGAAGCAGAAGAGUCUCCUGUCACUGAUGAGGAAGAACAGCCACUUUCUCAAGAUGAACUUCGCAGUAGAAUAAUGGAAAGGGUUCUGCAGAGAGAGAGUUCCGUCCGGCAGGCAGCAACCAAAGCGUCAAAGAUCAGUCAGCUGGACGGCAGACAGCGCUGCCUGGAAGACGCACUGAUCUGACACACUGACCUCAUCAGCACAUUAAAAAUGAGAUCCUCAUCUGCUGCUGAAGGGCCUUUAUUGUAAUAUAGAUCAAUCGGGGUCAUGAACCAGCUUGAUUGGCCAUGUUGAAAAGUUGCAGCUUGCACACGGAAAUAUUCAAAGCUUAAUUGUGUCAUGUGUAUGUCACCUAUUAUGAUGAAUCAUUGGCACAGUCUGUAUAUUAUAUCUUGGUGUGAUUUGUUUAGUUGUAACUAAUUAGGUUUGGAGCUAUAAAGAUGCCUUUUCAGACUCUGGUA